AUGCUCGCGAGGGCGACACGACUGCCGCGCAUAUGCUUGGUAUGCCGUCUGGGCAUACUUCGCCAAGUCGCUGCUGUACCAAUUCGAUGCCCAUCAAGCACUACGGACCGACGACUAGUACGUUAUGCCUCCGAUUUCUCACCACAAAGUAAGGAGAGAAUAGAGAAGCUCAUAUCAGGAGCGCUCGACGAUAUUGAAUCGCAUUCCAAGGAUAGCGGCGUCAGAAAACCCCGACUCAAUCAAAAAAGACAGUGCCAGCACCGAGGCGAUGUUCAUAAUGAACCUGCUAAACGAGAGCUUAAGCCAGGGAAAGCCUCCGGUUUACCCGACACUGGCGAUAUAAAUGUGACCGAAAAAUUGAAUACCUCUAUUGAAAAUGCGCCGAUUCGGGAAACUUCAACCAGCGAAGAACCAUCAACACGUCCUCAGCCGAUGUCAAUGCGUGGAAGCCAGCCUUGUCUCGAGACUGAGGAGCUACGCGACGAAUUCAUGUACCGUCAUAGCCUAGGAAUGGACGCUCUGGGCAAACCUGUCGAUGCAAUUAUUAUCAAGAACCCGAACAGAAUUAGGGCUACUAAGAAGGGAACAACUCGGAGCAUGAAGGAAGCUCAGCAUGUUAAUGGGACCGUGGCCCCCUUCACUUGGCGGGACGUUAUACCCCAAAAGGAAGAGGUAGACGAAUCAGGUUUCUCGAAAAAAAUCUCUGAAAACAUUGAGGAGAUACGACCCAAAGACACCGUCAUUAUCAGAAGGAAAGAUUUCAACAAGUUGGUUGAUUACCUGGUUGAUGGAUUCACUGCAUCACAGCUUAAAACAUACCUAGACCCUGCAAACCGUAACAAGAUUCAGGGUCAUGCUGAAGCACACCUGUAUUCUUGGCUAACUGAGCAAAGUCCAUGGGCUGCUGCCGAGCCAUUGGAUUUGGGCUUACACAGGCCAAAGCAACAGCAAGCAGUCGCAAUUCUGACUGAGGUGUGGAAACUGGAGAUUCAGGAGCAUAUAGAGGGAAUUGGGAGAACUGUCGUCUGGCUGAAACCAGAUAUUUUCAGUCUGAUUGCCAAUCUCCAAAGCGGCAUCAUCGGGAGACUCAGCGCCGAUUUCCUGGACAAGUCAAACAAGGAAAGAAUAACUUCAAGGCCAGAAGACCAUAGGCUAAGCAUUUACGCCCGCAAGUCUACUGUUUCUACAAUUUUGGCACGACUUGACGAGAUCGUGCAGACGAUAAAAUCUCAAACGAUUUCUGUUCAGCGAGUGAAUCAAGAAAACCUAGAGACAUCAGUCUUAAUGGAGCUUGAGAAAAUAACAAAGACUGCUUUGAGGUAUAAUGCAAUCACCUCCACGCUCGAUGUAUCAUGGCUCGCCGAAACUGAUGUCUCCAACGGAAAGACAGAAGGUCCAGCUGAUAUUGUUUUGAGACUUCUCAUUGGCCGAGAAACCUCAUCACAACACGCAGAUGUUCAAAUUCUUCCGAAGACUCGACCAAAGAAGGGGGUAUUCCUGACCCAUCAGAGGGAUAAACGGGGCAUGGCUUGGAGAGAUAAGCUCCGGUACUGGUCUCGUUACGUCAAUCCUAUCGGUAAAUCGACAGAGGAGACUCAGAGUCCGGGCUUCCGCGACAGUAUCAUCCUGGAACAACCCGAAGCAUCAUCUCUCAAAGAAAAUACUGAAGUCACAGCAGUAUUUGGCCACAUACUGCACACCAGACAGGACACUCGCAAAGCUUAUCUGGCCAAAUCUCGCCGGGUCCUUUGCCCAAUUAUUCCCCAUCCUGCCGCUCUUACUUCAAUCACAGCCGACACUUCUGCUCCGAGUACCCAAAAAACAGCCAUCAUCCUCAAUUUCGCGCCUGAAAGCCCACCAGAAACCUCCCCCCCAGGCACCAAUCCUCUUGUUCGUUUACGGCUACCAAUCAACCCGUUCACUGACCUAUCCAAAUUUUCGUUCCCGGAUGCAUCAGUGUUAGAAGCAGUAAUGCCGUGGCAAGAAAGCGACAUUAUGCUCCCGGACAACAGCGUAGAUGUUCGCCUGACUCAAAAGCGACUGGUUCCUCUCGAUGCCAGUCAACAUUCUCUCCAGGCGUUUUGCCAAGCUUCCGAUUUCAACCUCCUACAAGGGCGUCUAAGAACACCCAGCAGGACCAGCUUCGCUAUCCCACGUUUUUUAACUGCUCAACAGAGCACCCCGUCAACAGAGCUAGUCGCAACGCCAUACAUGUUCAUGGGCCUUGAGAUCCAUCAAACCAUCGAUAUGGAAUGGCAGUCCCAUACCCUUCGCUACAGCAGCACUGAAGCCGGACAACAUGGCGGACAGCAGCAAAUGCUUUCCCUAGUAGCCGGCCCACCGGGCGACCAAGGUAGUGCUACCACUAAACAACAGUUACAGAGUUUCUUGAAACUGGUUGAGGAAACAGCUUGCGGAGCACAUUUUUCAUGGGAUGAAGGCUACAGACUAAUGAGUGAGCGGUCUGCCGAGCAAUUUAGUUGGGAUAUGAUGGACACGGAAUAUGCCAAGCAAGACCUUGCUAUUGCAGAAGAAACAAAACAAGGAAUUGGGCCAGACCACGUUCGCGAGGGACAAGAAGCAGGGUCUCCUGAUCAGCCUCAGCAAGAUCUUGACACCGUUCGGAUGGAGAUUGAGGUGACGGAUGAUUCUGAGACAAUCGAAUCGUUGGAUGAGACGCUUCGUAAGACGGAAUCCACGACCGACAAAUAG
Metarhizium acridum CQMa 102 is the source of this 2712-nucleotide messenger RNA. RefSeq lists its product as uncharacterized. The record is from RefSeq and is a predicted model, not a curated record. Lineage: Eukaryota; Fungi; Ascomycota; Sordariomycetes; Hypocreales; Clavicipitaceae. Gene Ontology annotation, cellular component: mitochondrial inner membrane.